Messenger RNA from Gigantopelta aegis, 2102 nucleotides. RefSeq lists its product as uncharacterized. The coding region runs from base 45 to 2102 and encodes 685 amino acids. Gene Ontology annotation, biological process: regulation of transcription by RNA polymerase II. The transcript is spliced from 2 exons. NCBI's taxonomy places the organism in Eukaryota, Metazoa, Mollusca, Gastropoda, Neomphalida, Peltospiridae. The record is from RefSeq and is a predicted model, not a curated record. Gene Ontology annotation, cellular component: nucleus; transcription regulator complex.
GAAGAGUAGGACAAAGAAGACUGCUUUCUCAUUGUCAGUGCAAGAUGAGAAGAAGAGUAGGGCUAAGAAGACUGCUUUCUCAUUGUCAGUGCAAGAUGAGGAGAAGAGUAGGGCUAAGAAGACUGCUUUCUCCCUGUCAGUGCAAGAUGAGGAGAAGAGUAGGGCCAAGAAGGGCUAAGAAGACUGCUUUCUCCCUGUCAGUGCAAGAUGAGGAGAAGAGUAGGGCCAAGAAGACUGCUUUCUCCCUGUCAGUGCAAGAUGAGGAGAAGAGCAGGGCUAAGAAGACUGCUUUCUCAUUGUCAGUGCAAGAUGAGAAGAAGAGUAGGGCUAAGAAGACUGCUUUCUCAUUGUCAGUGCAAGAUGAGAAGAAGAGUAGGGCUAAGAAGACUGCUUUCUCCCUGUCAGUGCAAGAUGAGGAGAAGAGUAGGGCUAAGAAGACUGCUUUCUCCCUGUCAGUGCAAGAUGAGGAGAAGAGUAGGACAAAGAAGACUGCUUUCUCAUUGUCAGUGCAAGAUGAGGAGAAGAGUAGGACAAAGAAGACUGCUUUCUCCCUGUCAGUGCAAGAUGAGGAGAAGAGUAGGGCUAAGAAGACUGCUUUCUCCCUGUCAGUGCAAGAUGAGGAGAAGAGUAGGGCUAAGAAGACUGCUUUCUCCCUGUCAGUGCAAGAUGAGGAGAAGAGUAGGGCUAAGAAGACUGCUUUCUCCCUGUCAGUGCAAGAUGAGAAGAAGAGUAGGACAAAGAAGACUGCUUUCUCAUUGUCAGUGCAAGAUGAGGAGAAGAGUAGGACAAAGAAGACUGCUUUCUCCCUGUCAGUGCAAGAUGAGGAGAAGAGUAGGGCUAAGAAGACUGCUUUCUCCCUGUCAGUGCAAGAUGAGGAGAAGAGUAGGGCUAAGAAGACUGCUUUCUCAUUGUCAGUGCAAGGUGAGGAGAAGAGUAGGGCCAAGAAGACUGCUUUCUCAUUGUCAGUGCAAGAUGAGGAGAAGAGUAGGGCUAAGAAGACUGCUUUCUCAUUGUCAGUGCAAGAUGAGGAGAAGAGUAGGGCCAAGAAGACUGCUUUCUCAUUGUCAGUGCAAGAUGAGGAGAAGAGUAGGGCCAAGAAGACUGCUUUCUCCCUGUCAGUGCAAGAUGAGAAGAAGAGUAGGGCCAAGAAGACUGCUUUCUCAUUGUCAGUGCAAGAUGAGAAGAAGAGUAGGGCCAAGAAGACUGCUUUCUCAUUGUCAGUGCAAGAUGAGAAGAAGAGUAGGGCCAAGAAGACUGCUUUCUCAUUGUCAGUGCAAGAUGAGGAGAAGAAGAGUAGGGCCAAGAAGACUGCUUUCUCAUUGUCAGUGCAAGAUGAGAAGAAGAAGAGUAGGGCUAAGAAGACUGCUUUCUCAUUGUCAGUGCAAGAUGAGGAGAAGAAGAGUAGGGCCAAGAAGACUGCUUUCUCAUUGUCAGUGCAAGAUGAGGAGCUCAUGCUUGACUUCCUCCAAGACAAUCCUGUCCUCUGGAACCUGAAGAUGACGGACUACAGGAGGACUGACAAGAAGGGCAAGAUAUGGGAGGACCAGGCACAGCCUCAUGACAAGACCAAGAAGGAGAAGAAGAGUAGGGCCAAGAAGACUGCGUUCUCAUUGUCAGUGCAAGAUGAGGAGCUCAUGCUUGACUUCCUCCAAGACAAGCCUGUCCUCUGGAACCUGAAGAUGACGGACUACAGGAGGACAGACAAGAAGGGCAAGAUAUGGGAGGACCAGGCACAGCGGAUGGACAAGACUUCAGAAUUCCUCAGGGGUUGGUUUAAGUCACUCAGAGACAACCACACACGCCUUGACAAGAAGAAGAGUGGGGAUGGUGCUCCUGAGCUCACGGAGAGGGAGGAGUGGAUCAUGGCAAAGUUUGGAUUCCUGAAAACUGUCAUCCGACACCAUCUUGAGACCUGCAAUAGUGUGAAGGCUACUAUUGACGUGCAUGAGGGAGACCUAGAUGCUGCUGAGGCUGCCUGCGCCGAGCAGCAAGUUGGUCUCAAGGAGGCUGACAUCAUCCCUCCCCUCCCCUCAUCCUCACGGCACAAGCGGGCUCAGGACGAUGACGGCGCUCUCCUGGAAUACCUCCAGAAGAAAGUGUAG